Messenger RNA from Scleropages formosus (Asian bonytongue), 3159 nucleotides. RefSeq names its product zinc transporter 4-like. The record is from RefSeq and is a predicted model, not a curated record. Gene Ontology annotation, molecular function: zinc ion transmembrane transporter activity. Gene Ontology annotation, cellular component: plasma membrane. NCBI's taxonomy places the organism in Eukaryota, Metazoa, Chordata, Actinopteri, Osteoglossiformes, Osteoglossidae. Bases 1007 to 2281 code for a protein of 424 amino acids. Gene Ontology annotation, biological process: response to zinc ion; zinc ion transmembrane transport. The transcript has 7 exons.
UCUGUACCAGCACAUCCGUACUAGCUGCGUUCUGGAGGUUCUGUCAGUGUGUCCGAAUCGCCGGAAGCAUACAACCGCGUAUUCGAUUAGUGGUACUUUCGGUUUGGGUGUUUUAUCGCUGACAUUUACUGCAAAUCUGACGUUCUGUCGGAAUGCGUGAGCUCAGCGCGACCGCUCGGGAGCGCGUAUGCGGCGACGCGCUCGUUUAUCCGCUCAGACAGCGGUAACCGAAUCGAAUGUGUUUGAAUAUGAUAAUUUAUGAUGAUGUCGACGUCUCCCUGAGCUUCCUCUGCACCGGGGCUCCAGGCCCGUCGUGUCGGGCUGCCGGACGAAGCGAAACGUAAAGUGGAGAGAACUACGAUCUGUCUCUCUCUCUCUCUCUCUCUCUCUCCGGCACACUCACACGCGCACACAGUUUGACUGGGGUGGCCGCGUGCGCGGGGCGGGUCGCGAGCUCGAGCCGCUUUCACCGGGCGGGCGCUGCUUUUCCGCUUUCCAGACCCCCUUCAGUCAGAUGGACCUGCUGGGUGAUGGGUCCCUUUAAACUGCUUUUUUUUGCGCUGAAAUGAAACUGGUGCUGCGCGUUUCCUCUUCAGUCAGCGCACGGUGGCCGGAGCCUGAGCGAGAGCGCGGAGGUACCUAUAUAUACACACCGUUCUGUGUGUGUGUGUGCUGUUGCGCUUGGAGGAUCACACCUCGAGGGUAGGCCCCUACGUCUGCUCACCAUUUGUCUCGAUUCAAGCGUUUGAAUGACUCAAGGAGCUCUGUCUCUGGGUCCCAGUGUUCAGGUACUGUCCUGAGGGCUCUUGUCUACAGUGUGAAGGGCCUGGGUUCAAAUCCUCACUUCCGCUUUCAUACCCAUGAGCGAAAUACUCGCCUUGAAUUGGUGCGGUGACAAUGCCCUGCUGUGUGAGUUAUUGCUGAUGUGGCUGUCUGACGUUACACAUCAGCGGUGAAGAUAAAUCAGGUUAAUAAUCGGAGUGAGGUGCGAUCCGUGGAGGCGGCCAUGGCGGGUUCAGGUUUCCUGGUCAAGGUGAGGUCUGCCUUCCAGAAGGAGCCCCUGGAUUGGGACCUCAGCGACACUGUCCCCUUUGACCUCCCCCACAACCACGCGCUGGAUGAGGAUGAAACCCCAACAUUCAGGAAACUGAGGGUCAUCGUGUCUGGAGAGACAGAUCGCCCGUCGGGUUCGCGAACGAAUGGAGCGCUGUUGAACACCGUGGUGGACGAUGACGAGUCCCUGCUGGACUCCAGCAUCGACAGUCCUACAGCGGGGCAAGACCCCUGCGACAGCUGCACCAGGAGGAGAGAAAGGCUGAAACAGAACAGGGUGAUGAAGAAGCUGGGAUUCGCUGCACUUUUAUAUCUGCUUUUUAUGAUAGGGGAACUUGUAGGUGGUUACAUCGCCAACAGCCUAGCCAUCAUGACCGAUGCCCUUCACAUGCUGACGGACCUUGUUGGUAUCAUCGUGUCUUUACUUGCACUGUGGCUGUCUGCAAAACCUCCCACUAAAAGGUUCACCUUUGGGUUGCAUCGCCUUGAGGUGGUGUCGGCAGCCAUCAGUGUACUACUCAUAUACAUUCUUACUGCGGUGCUACUGAACGAGGCCAUCCAGAGGACCAUCCAUCAGGACUUUGACAUCGAUGGAGAUGUCAUGCUCAUUACCGCUGCAGUUGGGGUGGCUGUGAACUUAAUAAUGGGCUUCCUGCUGAACCAGUCGGGCCACUUGCAUUCCCAUUCGCAUCACCACGGUGCUCCGCAGCCAUCCCACGGCCAUGAAGGCAGUCAUGGAAGUCUGGCAGUGAGGGCUGCCUUCAUCCACGCACUUGGAGACCUGGUGCAGAGUGUUGGUGUGCUCAUAGCGGCUUACGUUGUCCGCUUCAAGCCUGAAUACAAGAUUGCGGAUCCGAUUUGCACAUACAUCUUCUCAUUCCUUGUUUUGUUCACAACAUUAAAAAUUGUAAGGGAUACUGGAAUUAUUGUCCUAGAAGGUGUCCCAAGGCACUUGGAUGUGACGCGGAUCAGAGAAGACUUGCAGAAACUGGAAGACGUGCAUUCAGUGGAGGAUCUCAACGUCUGGGCCUUAACACCUGACAAGACUGCUGCCUUGGUGCACUUAUAUUUGGUACCGUCCAGCAGCGCUGACUGGGAGGAGGUCCAGGAGAAGGCUAGACUCCUACUCCUCAACAUGUAUGGAAUUUCCAAGUGCACAAUUCAGCUGCAGUGCUACAGGGAGCCAUCGCCCAACACCUGCAGCAGCUGUCAAGUCCUCAGCGCAUGAAAGCUGGGAAAGUCCUGUGCGCACAGCCUUCUCAUCGACAAGUGACCUGGUGUCACAGGCACUUUGAACAUGUCCUUUUCUUAUGUCUUAAAUGCUGCAGCUAAAAUGGACAAAUUUUAUAUGAAACAAGAUCCAGUAACCAUACUAAUAAGGUUGCCAAAGGACAUUGAUUUUAUUUUUUACUAUUAAUGCUCAUUUUUUUUUGGGGGGGGGGGGGGGACAUGCAUUCUUCAUAGGAUCUGAAUGUGUAUGUUUUUAAGUAAUAUUAAUAGUGUGUAUGGCUAUGAAUUGUUAGUUGUCAGCACAGUUAAAUUAUUUGUUCAGAUUUUUUGGCUGCUGCAGACUGCAGGGUUAUUCAGUCUGGAAAGACUAUAGAUGCAGUUCUUUGUGUGGCUUAAAUUUGCAUACCAGGUCCUUUUCUGAUCAGGUUUACAGGUACACAUUAAGCGCACAGUAACGGUUUGUUUUGGGAUGCAUUCAGGUAGAUAGUGCUAUGUUUGUGAGCCUUUCCCAUUGGGAAUCUAACAAAAAAAAUAUAUAACAAAAAUGAAAUUGGUGUGGAAGCAUUUCCACCAGAGAAAGGCCAUGUCAUUGUGUGAACUGAUGCAAAACUAUAUAACGGUUUUGGUCUAUAGUAGUCUUGAUGGCUUUCAUAUGUAAAGCACUAUAGACACAAGGGUCAAUUCAGUUUUAAGCAGUAAAGUAUUUAAAAAUAAACUUCACUUUUUUCCCAUAAGGGUUGGUUGUAAAUGAUAUAAUUUAGGUGAUCUGAUCAGUAUGGUAUAUGUAACAGUGCAAAAGUGUUGAGUGUGAAUGUAUAACCUUUUAAAGUGUUUUUUACUGUAUUGUGAUUUACUUGGAUCUUGACAGCUAUAUUA